Trichomonas vaginalis G3 is the source of this 1071-nucleotide messenger RNA. RefSeq names its product protein serine/threonine kinase protein. Gene Ontology annotation, biological process: protein phosphorylation. NCBI's taxonomy places the organism in Eukaryota, Parabasalia, Trichomonadida, Trichomonadidae. The transcript has a single exon. The coding region runs from base 1 to 1071 and encodes 356 amino acids. The record is from RefSeq and is a predicted model, not a curated record. Gene Ontology annotation, molecular function: ATP binding; protein kinase activity.
AUGAUCGAAGAAAGUGAUCCCUCGAAUGAUUUAGAUGCUGAAAUUACGCAAUGCUUAGCGAAUCAUGGCUAUAACUUAUGCGAGUGGAUUGGUGGUGGUGCAAGUUCUUCAUGUUUCCGUGUUUUUAGUUUACAAUAUCAAGAUUUCUUCGUAUGCAAAAUUAUCCCCAGAGAAAAUGAAUUCAAUUCCGAAUUAGAAUUUCUUUCUCAGCUGUUUCAUCCAAAUAUUAUACAAUGCUAUACUUAUUUCCAAUCCCCCGGACUUCAUUACUUAAUAUUAGAAGAAUGUACUGGUGGCAAUCUCUCAGAUUACAUACGAGAUAAAGGUGCAAUGAAUCACAAAACUUUAUUAAAGUUUUAUUAUCAGUUAUUAUCAGCUUUGGAAUAUCUACACAAAAGAAAUAUAGCACAUAUGGAUAUUAAGCCGGCAAAUAUCCUAAUUAACAAGUUUGGUAACCCUAAAUUAGCUGAUUUUGGAUUAUCCCACACCGUUAAGCAAAACAAAUGUUGUAGUUACGUCGGCACUAAAAUUUUUGUUGCACCAGAAGUUAGUGAUACUAUCCCGUACGAUCCUAUGAAGGCAGAUAUUUAUAGCUUAGGAGUGACUUUAUAUACUUUAUUAACAGGAUAUGAUUACGAAACUAUGAACACAGUAAUUUCAAUGUACCUCAAUAUGAAUUCAAUUCCUUUUCCUCCGCAGACCUCUAAAAUUUUACAAUCAAUAAUUACGGGUUGCAUAAAUAAAAAUCCAAGCGAACGAUUGUCUAUACCUCAACUGAAAUCACUACUAAAAGAUGAGUUCGAAAACCAAGGAGUACCUUCUGUAGCAUCAGCCUGUGGAGUUCAGACAGUUCAAGGUUCAUCUGGUUCUUUCAGAAUUAGCAGGAAGAAUUCUACAGAUUCUCCAGCGUUCGGAUCAUCAAUAGUAGGUAGUAAUACAUUCGGCUUGCUUAAAAAGCCACUCAGUAGAAGAAAUGUUUUAAUUCCUCACGGAAAAACUCCGCCGAAACCUUUAUCUAUGUUGCAGAUGAGUAGAUCACCUUUACCACCUGUUUUGUGGCCUCCAGAAUAA